Molecule: messenger RNA, 3134 nt
Organism: Fulmarus glacialis (Northern fulmar)
Lineage: Eukaryota; Metazoa; Chordata; Aves; Procellariiformes; Procellariidae
Gene: ZNF281
Product: zinc finger protein 281
Exons: 1
Biological process (GO): regulation of transcription by RNA polymerase II
Cellular component (GO): nucleus
Molecular function (GO): DNA-binding transcription factor activity, RNA polymerase II-specific; RNA polymerase II cis-regulatory region sequence-specific DNA binding
Source: RefSeq, a predicted model, not a curated record
AUCAAGCAAGAGAAGCCCAGCGAGCAGGAGGAGGAGGAGCAGCAGCCGCAGCACCAUCACCACUACGGGGGGCUCUUCGGGGGAGCGGGGGAGGAGAGGCCCCCCGGCCUGGGGAGCAGCAGCGGGGAAGGAACCGGCCAGAGUGUGAUUCAGGACCUCAGCCUUCUUCACCACCUGCACCAGCAUCCCCACCGAGACCUGUUACUGAGUGGCAGAGGUGAGGGCGCCCCUGGGAGCUCGGGUGAGCCAAAGCACGAUGCCCAGGUCAAGAAGGCAAAGAGGCCAAAGCCAGAAACUCAGGGAAUCAAAGCCAAGCGGAAGCCAAGCACUUCCUCCAAACCCCCCCUGGUGGGAGAUGCGGAAGGUGCCAUUGCGUCCCCCAGUCAGAAACCUCAUGUCUGCGAACACUGCAGCGCUGCCUUCAGGAGCUCCUAUCACUUGCGCAGGCAUGUGCUCAUUCACACAGGGGAGAGGCCUUUCCAGUGCAGCCAGUGCAGCAUGGGUUUCAUCCAGAAGUACUUGCUGCAGAGACAUGAGAUGAUCCACAGUAGGGAAAAGCCUUUUGGGUGCGACCAGUGUAGUAUGAAGUUCAUCCAGAAGUACCACAUGGAAAGACACAAGAGGACGCAUAGCGGAGAAAAGCCAUACAAAUGUGACACUUGUCAGCAGUAUUUUUCAAGGACUGAUAGACUGUUGAAGCACAGAAGAACAUGUGGUGAAGCCAUAGGUAAAGCAGGUGCUGGAAUGGAGCCCGGAUCAUCAAAUAACAUGGGUAGCUUGGCUGCGUUGUCUCAGGGAAAUACAAGUUCCUCAAGGAGAAAAAGUAAAACAAAAAGUAUAUCCACUGAAAACAAAGGAAAUAAGUGUAGCAGCAAAGUAACUGAAUCUCAAGUUACAAGUAAUGUGGCCAUGCCAAAUUAUGCAGUUGAUAUUCCUAUCGUGUCUUCCAGUGGUGGUCUAGUUGGCACGGGCAUAGAAGAACUUCAGAAAAAGGUGCCAAAAUUGGUCUUGAAAAAAGGAAGCAGAAAACAGGCAGAUAAAAAUUACCUUAAUUUUGUAUCACCACUGCCAGAUAUUCUGGGGCAGAAACCACUGUCCGGGAAACAGAGUGGCUCUCUAGGCCUAGUAGCCAAUACUGGUGUAGAAACUAUUGGCCUUCUCCAAAGUACAGGUGGUAAGCCAGGUCAAAUAAGUAGCAAUUAUGAUGAUGCCAUGCAGUUUUCAAAGAAAAGAAGAUACUUACAAACUGCAAGCAGUAACAGUGCCUUUUCAAUUAAUGUCGGACACAUGACUUCCCAGCAGUCCGUUAUCCAGUCUGCAGGUGUUAGUGUUAUGGAUAAUGAAGCUCCAUUAUCUCUUAUUGAUUCAGCAUCGUUAAAUAGUGAAAUAAAGUCUUGCCACGACAAGUCUGGUAUUCCUGAUGAAGUCUUACAGAGCCUUUUGGACCAGUACUCUCACAAAUCAGAAGGCCAGAAAGAAGAUCCUUUCAGUAUCACUGAACAGCGUGUGGACUUGCACACCUCAGGAGAACAUUCAGAGAUGGUUCAGGAAGAAAACUUGAGCCCUAACUCUCAAACAGUUUCAAAUGAUAAGGCAAGCAUGUUGCAAGAAUACUCCAAAUACCUCCAACAAGCCUUUGAAAGAACAACCAAUAGCACUGGUUUUGCUUUUGGACCCAGUUUCCAAUUUGUUAGCUUAUCUUCAACUCUCCAUAACCACACUCUGUUUCAAGACAAACAGAUAUACACUACAUCUCCACUUGAGUGUGGCUUCAGCCAAUCCGUUACCUCAGUAUUGCCAACUGCAUUGCCAAAACCUCCGUUUGGGAUGUUGCUUGGAUCUCAACCAGGCUUUUAUUUGUCUGCUUUGGAGGCUACGCAUCAACAGUUGACUCCUUCUCAAGAGCUGGAUGAUCUCAUUGAUCCGCAGAAAAACUUGGAGACUUCAUCUAACUACCAGUCAACAUCUCAGAAACUGACUGGCCAGAAGGAACAGAAAAACUUAGAAUCAUCAACGAGCUUUCAGAUCCCGUCUCAGGAGUUAACUAGCCAGAUAGAUCCUCAGAAGGACAUAGAGCCUAGAGCAACCUACCAGAUCGAGAACUUUGCACAAGCGUUUGGUUCUCAGUUUAAGUCGGGCAGCAGGGUGCCAAUGACUUUUAUCACUAACUCUAAUGGAGAAGUGGACCAUAGAGUAAGGACUUCAGUGUCAGAUUUCUCAGGGUAUACAAAUAUGAUGUCUGAUGUAAGUGAGCCAUGUAGUACACGAGUAAAAACCCCAACCAGCCAGAGUUACAGGUAAGGUCCCAACUCUGACCAGGCUGUGGGGUUUUCUUAAUGUAAUUUUGUUUUACUUUGACAACACUGCCAUUGGAAUGUUUCUACACGGUCCUAUUAAGAAUAAUGUAACAUGCCCUUUCAAUGCAACUUUUCAUAUUUAGUUUAUUUUGUUAGUGUGAUUUUUUUAGAUCUGUUUAUUAUGGGUUUUAAUCAAAAAUCAAUAGAUUAAAAUAGUGUUUUUGUUCAAGUGACAACGUUUAGCAAUCAAAUUUACAUUAUAUAGAUUGUCAGGGAAUAGCCCAAAAGUUUAAAAUGCAAAAAAUUAACUUUGUUCCUACAACUAAGGUUUAUUCUAAUUGCUUUACUCUCAGGAAAGUGUAACGAAGCAUGGGAAUUCUAUGCACCACUAGUGUAUUGGAACUUCCAAUUUACAGAUAGUGACAAAUAUAUCUCAGCUUUUUGAGGAAGGGAUCUAUGACAUUUCAAAUUGCUGUCUCUUAUGUCUGGGCUGAUCUGAAAGAAUUUUGCUACCUAAAUCUCGUUGUUUUUUGAAGUACUCCUGUUCUUCCAGGUGAUGCUCAUUCCAGGCAGGUGGAGCAAAAAUUCUUGGGUCUGUAGGAAGAGCCCAGAAUGGUAGCUUUAAUAUAAACAAUAAUGUCCCCAGAACUCCUAUGUAAGACUGUAAUUCCGUAAAGAGAUUCUGUUGACACAAACCGUGAGAACAAAAUGUGUGUGUCUGGUUCAUGUCAUUAGAACCGCAACUUGAAACUACAGUCAUAAUCCAGAUACACUUUUGGGAUACGUUAUUUAUUAUACAUGGUUCAAAAAAGUCAGUCUUUUGCUCUUCCCCUUUUC